AUGACAAAAAUUAGAAGUAUUAGCCAGCAAUUCACGUGGGAACAACGAAGUAUCCACAUCCUCUUCUGCCCAACUGUGGCACAGAAUGAGAAAAAUAUAAUCAUCAGCAAUAGCAAGAACUCCCCCAUUAUAGUUGCUGACAAGCAAAGCAUUUUCCUCACCUCUAUCAACCUUAAAAAAAAGAACAGGACUUUAGAAAGUGGGAGGGACAUGGGAAAUGAUAGAAUAAAUUCCAUCUAA
Molecule: messenger RNA, 240 nt
Organism: Arachis stenosperma
Lineage: Eukaryota; Viridiplantae; Streptophyta; Magnoliopsida; Fabales; Fabaceae
Exons: 2
Coding region: 1-240 (79 amino acids)
Source: RefSeq, a predicted model, not a curated record